Molecule: messenger RNA, 3013 nt
Organism: Carica papaya (papaya)
Lineage: Eukaryota; Viridiplantae; Streptophyta; Magnoliopsida; Brassicales; Caricaceae
Source: RefSeq, a predicted model, not a curated record
CAAUGAUCGGCAAGCAAUUAUCCACAAGCAGUCAAUUGGAUUCCCGACGACAGGAAGGAGAAGUGAAGAAAGUGUUGAGAACUCUCUUAUAUUCCUCAGAUUUUCAAUCUUCUAAACUCUCAAAAAUCUCUUCCUUCGACAUGUUUCUUCUUCUUUUCCACUCGAAAAAACCCAGAUGUUUCCUCUUUCUCCCUCACGUCCGAGUCCUCUUUUAUAGCCGAAAUCCACCAUCAUCAUGCGCUAAGGAUCUUCAAUUGAUCCUCCUUGUCUCGCCGUUCUUGGAGGGAUAUAUGACCCCUGAAAAAUCCUACAUUUUCCUCCUUUUUCAGCCCCAUAAUUCCCCAUUCUCAUCUCUUUUUCUGCUACCCAAAAAGCCUAUGACUUCUUUCCUUUUUAGUUGGAUUGGGUAUUUAAAAUUGGAUUUUCUGGCUCAGGCUUGUUUUAAAAGAAGAAUAAGUCGGCUUUGUCUUUUAGGCUUUAAUAAUGGAAAAAAAAUGGAGGCUUUAACAACGGCGUCGUUUCAUCUCAACUGGAAUUUGAAACGAGACUCGAAGCCUGAUACUCCUAUCAUCUGCCUCUCUCGCCAGGAUUCACUGUAACUCGGGAAACCCAUAGAUGGGUUCUCUGUAUAGAGCCUCAAAAGCCCUAAAAUCGCAAAACCAUGGAUUUUCUCUGCUCUACAAUUCAUCCAGAUUUUGGCCACUAUCUUCUAUAUUGAGACAAACUUCACACCCUACUUGCUUAAACAACCAACCGGGACUAAACCACCCGUUUUGCAGUCGUCCCCGCCAAAACAACAAAGAAACUACAAUAGAUUUGAGCCAAUACCCACCUGAAAAGAUUAGAAAUUUCUCGAUAAUUGCACAUGUUGAUCACGGAAAGUCCACAUUAGCUGAUCGGCUUUUGGAGCUCACUGGUACUAUCAAGAAGGGCCAUGGUCAGCCUCAGUACCUUGACAAAUUACAGGUAGAAAGAGAAAGGGGGAUCACUGUCAAAGCUCAAACAGCGACCAUGUUCCACAAACACAAGUUCCAAGGAUGUGGAACUAAUUGUGACCUCGAACCUUCAGGUUUCCUAUUGAAUCUAAUUGACACACCUGGUCAUGUGGAUUUCAGCUAUGAAGUAUCAAGAUCUCUGGCAGCUUGUCAAGGUGCCCUUUUGGUUGUUGAUGCUGCCCAGGGAGUUCAGGCACAGACAGUUGCUAACUUCUAUUUGGCCUUUGAAUCUAACUUGACAAUAAUACCUGUCAUAAACAAAAUUGAUCAGCCUACUGCUGAUCCUGACCGUGUUAAGGCUCAGUUAAAGUCAAUGUUUGAUCUUCAGCCAAGUGAUACCCUUUUAACAUCUGCUAAAACUGGUCAGGGUCUUGAGCAAGUCCUUCCUGCUGUCAUAGAGAGGAUACCUCCCCCUCCUGGGAUCAUUAGCUCACCAUUGCGUAUGCUUUUGUUGGAUUCUUACUAUGAUGAAUACAAAGGAGUAAUCUGCCAUGUUGCAGUUGUUGACGGUGCACUUCACAAAGGGGACAAGAUUUCAUCUGCUGCAACUGGUUUCAAGCCAGCUAAACAUAUGGUGUUCUCUGGUCUUUCUGCUGAUGGGUCUGAUUUUGAUGCACUUAAUCAUGCAAUGGAGAGACUGACAUGCAAUGAUGCCAGUGUUUCUGUUACUAAAGAGAGUAGCACAGCACUUGGACUAGGGUUCAGGUGUGGUUUUCUAGGCUUACUUCAUAUGGAUGUUUUUCAUCAGCGGCUAGAACAGGAGUAUGGGGCUCAUGUUAUUUCCACCAUUCCAACUGUCCCAUAUAUAUUUGAGUACUCUGAUGGAAGCAAAGAGCACGUACAAAAUCCUGCAGCAUUGCCCUCAAAUCCCAAGAAACGAGUUACAGCCUCUUGGGAGCCUACAGUACUAGCAACAAUUAUCAUUCCUAGUGAAUAUGUCGGGCCUGUCAUUACCCUAUGCUCUGAGCGGAGAGGGCAGCAGUUGGAGUACUCAUUCAUUGAUAGCCAGAGAGCCUUUAUGAAGUACCGACUACCUUUGAAGGAAAUUGUUGUUGACUUUUACAAUGAAUUAAAGAGUAUAACAUCAGGAUAUGCCUCAUUUGAUUACGAAGACUCAGAUUAUCAACAGUCUGAUUUGGUGAAACUUGAUAUCCUCUUAAAUGGACAACCAGUUGAUGCAAUGGCAACUAUUGUUCACAAUCAGAAAGCUCAGCGUGUUGGUCGUGAACUGGUGGAGAAGCUGAAGAAAUUCAUAGACAGGCAAAUGUUUGAGAUAACCAUACAAGCUGCAAUUGGAUCAAAGAUUAUUGCAAGAGAGACGCUAUCGGCAAUGAGAAAGAAUGUUCUUGCAAAGUGUUAUGGUGGGGAUGUUACCAGGAAAAGGAAGCUUUUGGAAAAACAAAAAGAAGGGAAGAAACGGAUGAAGCGUAUUGGUUCUGUAGACAUACCUCAAGAAGCUUUUCAUGAACUACUGAAGGUUUCAUAGGGUAAGGUGUCUCAGAAUCUGAAUCAAAGUGUUUUUGUCAUGACGGUAGUAAGGGGAUGAGGUAGCCAUGGAUUAAGUGGGACAAGGUAGCUGAGAAUCCAUAUGUACAGUUACUUCUUGAGGGCCCCAUGUGGUGCUUCAGAAUUUUGCAACUCUGUCAUGAAGUAAAAAUCAGAGGAAACUAAGCAGCUCAGCUGAGUUAGUUACGUCCUCCCCAUUUUAGUAUAGAGCCGGAGGGUCUGACUCCUAACAACGGAUUUUGGACUAAUAAAAAAAAAAAAGCUACUGAAUAGUUGCUGAAUUUGGAUGUAAGUUAUCCAGGAUAGCUGGAAAUGGAGGCUUUUGAAAUUCAUUGGAAGAAGCAAAUAAAAAUGUGUUGCUUGUUGGUAUUUGUAAGGUGAGAAAGCUCUCCGGCGGAAAUGUUCUUAAAAAAGUUAUGCAUACUGAUGAUUAUGAUGCAACUCUGACAAGUAGAAUUUUUGCUGUUAGCCAUUUUGUCAUUAUAGUUAAAUUUAUAACUUCCAUUUGCCAA